Messenger RNA from Haliotis rufescens (red abalone), 2865 nucleotides. RefSeq lists its product as uncharacterized. The transcript has 4 exons. The record is from RefSeq and is a predicted model, not a curated record. Bases 16 to 798 code for a protein of 260 amino acids. Lineage: Eukaryota; Metazoa; Mollusca; Gastropoda; Lepetellida; Haliotidae.
AGAUAUUAACCGAGAAUGUCUCAGAAGAAUAUCCUGUCGAAAUAUUUUCAAGCUGUUGCCUUGGUUUUUGUACUUUUUGGAUUAUGCCGUCUGCCAAAAGUGUUUGGCAUCAACCUGGCACGUAACCGACCAGCAGAGCAAGUUUCACGCUAUGGAAUAUCCUAUGCUGAGCAGGCAGUUGACGGCAGCCAUGCUGCAUAUAUUGGAUACUGCUCAGGAACUGCGCAUGGCGUCCCCUUCGAGUCCCACUUGUGGUGGCAGGUGGACCUGGAGUGUUCUCUGCAGGUGAUGGAGGUCAUCAUCACAAACAGAGACAGUUAUGGUGAACGGCUUCACGACUUUGACAUCCUCAUCUCUGACGACGUCACAAUGGAGUUUCGCAACGUCUGCAAGCACUAUAAUGGAAGUGUCCCUAGCCUUACCACCUUGACUGUACCCUGUGAGGAGCCGUUGACGGGACGCUACCUGAGGAUACAGGUGCCCUGGGUCAUCUCCGAAGAUAUGCUGGCGCUGUGUGAAGUUCAAGUCAUGGGGCUAGCCAAGAACAUGAAGUUUGUAAAGCAGGCAGCCACAAAAGUCAUUGCUACCAACACCCUGCAGACAAUGAGCUCGUCCAAACGUCAGUGUGCAGAUGCAUGUUUCGAGAGGUAUGAUUGCGUGGGGUUUAACUUCUCCCCCUCCUCUGAUGCGUGCGAACUUCUCCCGUCCUACGAUGCAGAUGACGCCGUCUCUGAUGACGACUGGAACCUCUACAACGUGGAAAUGGGGAACAACUUUUGCUCAUGCGACGAUAACUGACGUACAAACACUGUCCCAACAUUCUACAUGCCUAAACGGUGAUUGCGAAUAUACAAGACACUAUCCCAACAUUCUACAUGUACAUGUGUAAACGGUGAUUACUGAAAUACAAGACACUAUCCCAACAUUCUACAUGUACAUGUGUAAACGGUGAUUACUGAUACACAAAACACUAUCCCAACAUCCUACAUGUACAUGUGUAAACGGUGAUUACUGAUAUACAAGACACUAUCCCAACAUCCUACAUGUACAUGUGUAAACGGUGAUUACUGAUAUACAAGACACUAUCCCAACAUUCUACAUGUACAUGUGUAAACGGUGAUUACUGAUCUACAAGACACUAUCCCAACAUUCUACAUGUAUAUGUGUAAACGGUGAUUACUGACAUCAAAGACACUAUUCCAACAUUCUACUUGUACAUGUGUAAACGAUGAUUACUGAUACACAAGACACUAUCCCAACAUCCUACAUGUACAUGUGUAAACGGUGAUUACUGAUAUACAAGACACUAUCCCAACAUCCUACAUGUACAUGUGUAAACGGUGAUUACUGAUAUACAAGACACUGCCCCAACAUCAUACAUGUACAUGUGUAAACGGUGAUUACUGAUCUACAAGACCGUAUCCCAACAUUCUACAUGUACAUGUGUAAACGGUGAUUACUGAAAUACAAGACACUAUCCCAACAUUCUACAUGUACAUGUGUAAACGGUGAUUACUGAUACACAAAACACUAUCCCAACAUCCUACAUGUACAUGUGUAAACGGUGAUUACUGAUAUACAAGACACUAUCCCAACAUCCUACAUGUACAUGUGUAAACGGUGAUUACUGAUAUACAAGACACUAUCCCAACAUUCUACAUGUACAUGUGUAAAUGGUGAUUACUGAUCUACAAGACACUAUCCCAACAUUCUACUUGUAUAUGUGUAAACGGUGAUUACUGACAUCAAAGACACUAUCCCAACAUUCUACAUGUACAUGUGUAAACGGUGAUUACUGAUACACAAGACACUAUCCCAACAUCCUACAUGUACAUGUGUAAACGGUGAUUACUGAUAUACAAGACACUAUCCCAACAUCCUACAUGUACAUGUGUAAACGGUGAUUACUGAUAUACAAGACACUAUCCCAACAUUAUACAUGUACAUGUGUAAACGGUGAUUACUGAUCUACAAGACACUAUCCUGACAUCCUACAUGUACAUGUGUAAACGGUGAUUACUGAUAUACAAGACACUAUCCCAACAUCCUACAUGUACAUGUGUAAACGGUGAUUACUGAUAUACAAGACACUGCCCCAACAUCAUACAUGCACAUGUGUAAACGGUGAUUACUGAUCUACAAGACCGUAUCCCAACAUUCUACUUGUAUAUGUGUAAACGGUGAUUACUGAAAUACAAGACACUACCCCAACAUUCUACAUGUACAUGUGUAAACGGUGAUUACUGAUACACAACACUACCCCAAUAUUCUACAUGUACAUGUGUAAACGGUGAUUACUGAUACACAACACUAUCCCAACAUCCUACAUGUACAUGUGUAAACGAUGAUUACUAAUAUACAAGACACUAUCCCAACAUCCUACAUGUACAUGUGUAAACGGUGAUUACUGAUAUACAAGACACUAUCCCAACAUUCUACAUGUACAUGUGUAAACGGUGAUUACUGAUCUACAAGACCGUAUCCCAACAUUCUACUUGUAUAUGUGUAAACGGUGAUUACUGAUAUACAAGACACUAUCCCAACAUCCUACAUGUACAUGUGUAAACGAUGAUUACUGAUAUACAAGACACUAUCCCAACAUUCUACACGUACAUGAGUAAACGGUGAUUACUGAUAUACAACACUAUCCCAACAUUCUACAUGUACAUGUGUUAACGAUGAUUACUGAUACACAACACUAUCCCACCAUUCUACAUGUACAUGCCUAAACGGUGAUUACUGAUAUACAAGACACUAUCCCAACAUCCUACAUGGACAUGUGUAAACGGUGAUUACUGAUAUACAAGACACUACUCCAACAUCCUACAUGUACAUGUCUAAACGAUGAUUACUGAUCUACAAGAU